AAUAUUUUGCUCUUGCGAGGAUGCUACAGUCAAGUUCGAUUUUGCUUUUUAUUUCGAGAAAAGUAAUUUAAAAUAACAUUUCAAAGCAAUAAAUACUUAACAUUGUGUAUAGAUUUAGGAAAGAUUCAGUGGUUAUAGUAUUUGUGAUACAUUAUUUGAUAACAUUAGCCCAUUAGCCUAGACAUAAAAAUAGUAAAUAAACAUGUCUCAAAGAGUUCAAACAAAAUCUAGAUUAAGAAUGUGCAAUAAAUCGGUAUUUCAUCUUCAAGAUAAGAAGGCAGACGAGAAAGAGCUCCCAAUCGGCUUGAUAAAAUCUGCCAAACGCACUGGACAACUCAGUUUGUGCAACAGGGGCCUUGGAACUGUACCUGACAAUGUGUGGAAAAUUGAUGAAUUGGUUAUGGAGGAGACCAAGGAAGUUGACUUUUCAAGAUCAGAGUUAAACAACUGGUGGAAUUCUGAGCCGUUGAAAAUGUUGGAUCUCAGUUCAAAUGUGAUAAAAACAAUAUCCCCCAAUGUCAAGUUACUUCAACAGCUUGUCACCCUCAAGCUUCAUGACAAUGCAAUCACAGCCUUACCAGCUGAAAUUGGUGAAUUGAAAAUUCUGUCAAAUCUAAGCUUAGACCAUAAUAAGCUUACUGUAUUACCAAAAGAAUUUUACAAAUUAACUGAACUACGCUGGCUCAGUUUAGCUCACAAUGAACUGAGUGGAAUUGAGCCAGACUUUGGUGAUUUGGUUAUGCUAACAUUUUUGGAUUUAUCACACAACAAACUUACAGUACUACCUCCUGGUAUGGGUUAUUUGGUCCGUUUAGUGGAGCUAAACCUUUCACAUAACCAGCUGCAAGAGUUGCCUCCAGACAUUGUCAAUCUUAGGGAUUUGAAGAAAAUGAACAUAAGCAACAACAAUCUAAAAAGGCUACCUGCAUUAGGUGAAUUGAGGAAAAUGGAAGUAUUGGAUGCAAAUCACAAUGAUAUAGAGGCUUUGCCUGACUUUUAUGGCUGCACUGCAUUGAAGGAACUGUACUUGGCUAAUAAUUUCAUCAAGGAAAUUACUGAAGAAUUCUGUGAUCAGAUGCAGCAUUUGAAUGUGUUAAAUAUUCGUGAUAAUAAGAUUGAAGUGUUACCCGAAAAUAUAUCAUUACUCCAAAAACUGAAGAGGCUUGAUCUGACUAACAACAAUUUGAAUAAGUUACCAAGAAACCUAGGUCUCCUGUCUCAGCUGCAAAGCCUGAGUAUGGAGGGUAACAAGCUGUCGGCCAUCCGGCAGGACGUCAUCCGCGGCGGCACCGACCGCAUGAUGAAGUACCUGCGCGACCGCAUGACCGAUGAGAUUGUCAGCGAGACCAGAUACACCGACACUGAUUGGCCGGACAAGUACACCCUGAAAAAGAGCCAAGCACUCAUGGUCCCGUCCCGCAGCCUGACCUCGGUGCCGGACGACGUGUUCAAGGCCGCGGCCGACGCUGAAGUGCACAUCAUCGACAUUUCCAAGAACAAACUCACCGCUGUGCCUAUGGGAGUGUGUCACCUGAAAGAAACCCUGUCUCAACUGAUCAUGUCUUCGAACAGUAUUGCCAACAUUCCUCCGGAGAUAUGUCGUUGUGUGCACUUACAGUAUCUGGACGUGGGGAAGAAUUGCCUAGCAGAAUUACCCUUGGAAAUCGCCAACCUGAAAAACCUGAGAGAACUAGUCAUAUCUAAUAAUAAGUUCGGAAAGAUCCCGCGUUGUGUUUACGAGUUGGAAAACCUUGAGAUUCUCUUGGCCGCGGAGAAUCAGAUUGAGGAAAUCAACGUGUCUUCGGAUGCUUUGGCAAAGCUGAAAAAACUGGCCGUGCUGGAUCUGUCCAACAACAGCAUAUUCACCGUGCCUCCUGAGCUUGGCAACUUUACACAUUUGAGGAGCCUGGAGCUGAUGGGCAAUUGCUUCCGACAGCCGCGGCAUGCCAUCCUCGCCAAGGGCACCGCGUCGGUGCUUUCCUACCUGAGAGACCGAAUCCCCACCAACUAGCACGUAAGCACCAGUGUUUGACUAGCGUACAUCAUAUUAACAAAGGAUAAUAAUAGACAUAAGAACUCUGGUAAAAAAAAAGUACAGUGAGUACAAUUUACUUUUAAAAUGUUUGUUGUGGCUGCCUAGUAAGUUUUUAGUUACAUAUUUGUGUAGUUCUGGAACCGGCUCUUUUCUAAUAAAUAAAAUCUUUGUCGGAAAAUUCUGAUAACAACCGUCUUACUUAAUUUAAAGGCUGAUUCACACGUAUUAAGUAGUUAAGUAGGUAUUUAACUUCAAUUUUCGGGUAAGUUGGUGGGCGGGGCUUGUCACUUGACACGUUUUGACACGCAGUUUCAUAGUAAACAAGAACUUGACAGCUUAACGUUUUGACAUAGACUUAAAAUUUAGUUACCUAGGUACUUAACACGUGUAAAUCAGCCUUUACUUAAAAAUAAAAUUGGCCUGCUUAGACUUCACAAACAAUAGUCAUCAAGAAAAUAACCAGUUUACAAACAAUAUGAGGGUUACUUGAAGAUGAUUACCAGAGUCUUCGCUCAAGGCAUUUGUGUACUGUAGUAUCUCUUUUACUUUGAAUAUGCAUCUUUGUUAAUAUGACGUAUGAAACUUUUAAGAGUUGCCAUAUCAGCUAUCUGCUUAUUUAUAAAACCAAAAAUAAUCACACCUAUAGAUUUGUUAUUCCCUUUUAUUUGUUGUUUAAUUCAUUAAGAUUUGCUGGUCUUAUGUCAGUCAAAUUAUUAUUGUCGUGUGUUUAUUAUUGUUACUUUCAAUUGUUUUGUUAUUUAUUUGUGUGUAAAUAUUGUUGUUGAUUAUUUUAUUACAUUCAAUCAUUUUAGUAAUUAUUUAAAUCAGUGUAGGUUGUGAUAUGAAAAAAAUAACUGGCUUAUUAACGCGCCAUUUAAUGAAAUAAUUGCCUUUCGGAAUACUGAGUACUUCACUUGCAUAAAUUAAUGUUAAUUAAAAUGCCAAAUACAUAUUAUCGUGUACAUUUAAAAUUAAGAUAUUCGUACGUUACAACAAUGAAGUUAAUGUAUUUUUCUUAUAUCCAAAGCAGUUAAGGGUCAGAAGUGACAGUUUAAUUCUAUUGUUGACCGGAAAUGCUAUUUUUUGAUAAGUAUUGCUAUUUAUUAACUUUAAAAUAUGCUCACGCGUGAAAAGGCCAAGUUACAGAAAAAUAUAUUUUGUAAUAGGUACACACGUGAAUUAUUGUGUUAUAUUGUACUAAUUGUUAUGUACGUGCUUAGCUAAUACUUAAAUAUGUGGUUUGAAGUGUUAUUAAAAUGUGGGUUAAUUAUUAAGACAUCAUUCCACGGGUUUUAAUAGUUCUUGUUUUUGGCGAUAUGGUCUAUAUCUUCAUGCAUUUUUGUGCAAGCACUAAAACUGUUACUACCUUCAAUCAAAAUUUCUAAUAUUCGAUGAAAUAAUGCAGAAUAUUAACUUACGUAUACUUAAUUAACCAUUACGUAGCAAUAUGUUUUUCAUUUUAUACUAUCAGUUCCGAGUCCUUUUUAUUAUGUCCUGUCCAUGUUGAAAAGUGUUAGGGGCGGAAUGUUUUCAUGGUAAAAUUUAAUCGUAAUUAAUUGUAUUAAGAGAUAUGUCUUUAAGCCUUGGCUUCCAUAUUUUGAAUUUAAUUUAAGUAAAAAAUAAACGAAAAUAUUGGUUAAAGGGUUAACAAACGUUAAACGACGCGUCAUAAUUAUGACGACAAAUGUAAAUAAAUGCAUUGUGAGCUACAUGGAUGAAGGACUAGCAUAUCGACGGUUAAGAAUCAAUACCAUCUAUCUCAAAAAAGUCAACUUUACAGGAGGUAAAAAAAACGUUUCCUCGCUUCAGCUUUUAUGUUACUAGGAAUGUAAAAAUCGCUAAAAAAGGUAAAUAAAUACUGGAAAAUGUUAUGUAAACUUAGAUUGUCGUAAUAUUGUCAUAUACCAAGAUAACUUGACUUAGAUAGUAUUGGUUCAAAAGAGUUAAAAUUAUUUUAUUUAUCUACUAGAUAUGUGUUAUUGGACAAAAAUAACUAGUAAAAAAUCUAGUAGUUUAUUAAUCAAUAGCAUGAAAUGAGGUUGUUUUAUACCUUACAUUAAUUUGUAUUUUACAAAUGAGGCAAAGAAUCAUAAAAGUCAUGGCAUUCUGCUGGUAGAACCUGUUUGAGUUCUUGCAGAUGUUGGUAUUUUGACGCAGUUAUGGCUGUGGCAUAAGGCAUAUCAGUCUUAGUCAAAAUUAUGUUUUACGUCAGUAACAUUUUCAUCCGAAGACCUACCUGUUGGGAAACUCUGUUAAGGUUUUUAAACAUUGUGCAGAGGUCUUCCAGCGAAUGACCAUAAUAUUUUCGGCAAACUGAAGGUGAGUGAUGCACCUACUCGCCAUUAAUUUAUAUUUAUGCAGAAUCCUUUCCAAUUCAGGAUUUUGAAAGCAUUUUGUACAAGCACCUCGAUGUACCGAUAGUCGAUACGGCACCACUGGAGAGCCUGUAGCAAUGCACAAGUCUCGAUCGAAUCGAAGCCCUUCUCAUAGUCCACGAACGCCAAGCAAAGGGCAACUUAAUAUACUCCUCGGUCUUCUGUAUAACCUACCACAGCAUAUGGAUGUGGUCUUUGCGAAAACCGGCUUGUGCCUGGGAGGCUGAAAGUCAUCAAACCUACGCGUGAGACAAUUCGUGAUGACUCUUGAAAACAGCUUGUAGACAUAGCUCAGUAGGGAGAUGGGUCUGUAGUUCUUCAGUAAGGUGUUAUCUCCUUUCUUGAAGAAAAACACUACCAUUGUUCUGUUCUAUGCCUCUGGCACUAUUCCCUCGGGUAAGACGGAAUUAAAAGCCUCUGAAGGAUCAUCAGUAUCGGUGUUUCAAUCGCGUUCAGAAGUUUCGAGGUUAUUCUGUCAUCACCUGGUGCCUUGUUGUUCUUAAGCUGUUUGAGAGUCAUUCUAAUCUCGUAUAGGCUGAUAUUCGGUAUAUCUUUGGUAGAGUGUCGAGUUAGCUCAGCUGUUGGGUCUGUGGCUUACAUAUUAACAGGUUUGGUGACCAAGGUAUGCUCGUAAAACCUCUCGGUCUCACCCAGAACCUCGGUCAUACACCGUCCACCGUAUUUAACUUCGUCAGCUGGCUUAGCUCAAUAGAGUUGUCUCUUGCGAACACUUUGGAGCCUUGGUUCCGCUCUAUCGCCUAUUGAAUAAUAGUACUAUUAGUUAAAGUUGUGAACAUUUUGUCAACUUUAUCUCAUGUUUUUCUGAUUUUCAACUUACAAUUAUCAAGUUCUCAUAGGCUAAAAAUAUAAUGAAACACGUCUACUGCACAAUGACAGUAAAAAAUACCGAAUAAAGUAACUUUCUAGAAUUCUUCGAGGAGAGAUAGACAAUAUUGGCAGAAAAAAUUUCGUGCUCUUAACAUAGGUGGUAUUUCUAUAAGCAAAUAACUUAGGAAAUACUGUGAAUAUUGAGAUAGGAGUGUGAACAACCUGUGCCAAAUUGGACUUUAAAUCUAUUGGCAUUAAAAAGUGAAAACCGCCAAAACUUGAGAUAGAUGGUAUUGAUUCUUAACCGUCGAUAUGAAAAGUGACUUGGCACGCUCGGUAGCCGCUUAGCAUGAUAACUUUGAACGAUUCGUGAAAACUCACUUCUCAGUUGAAUUACUCGUUAUCGUCUUCGAUAUUUUAUAAUAAAAUUAACGAAAUGACGGUCUGAUACAGAAAAUAACAAUAACUAACGAAUAAACUUAUGUAAACUGACUAAUUUGCCAGGAAAAUAGUUUUCAUUCCCCUUAGGAAUAAUGUGUAACAUAGAAAAUACCUGAUGUUUUAUAAAAUGUUACUAAAAAUAGAGUCAUUGUUAGAAAUCUUAAGAAAUUAGCAGAAAUGUUGAUAGUCAUUACAACCAAAGUAUUGUUCAAUGUACCUGAAUUUAUUUUUGGAUAUCUAUGUAUUGUGUUUGAAUAUGUAGGUAGAUAACAGUAGCCUAUUUUCAAUGUUUAUUGGCCGCUUAGAAUACAAGUGUGAAGAAAUUGCACAAUAUUGUUAUGGAAUGUUCAUAAGCACAAUUUAAAGAAAAUUAUAUUAUUAAAUAUACCUAAUGCCUUAAAAUAA
This is a messenger RNA of Ostrinia nubilalis (European corn borer), 6084 nucleotides long. Its product is annotated as leucine-rich repeat-containing protein 40-like. The record is from RefSeq and is a predicted model, not a curated record. Gene Ontology annotation, molecular function: protein binding. Bases 203 to 2011 code for a protein of 602 amino acids. NCBI's taxonomy places the organism in Eukaryota, Metazoa, Arthropoda, Insecta, Lepidoptera, Crambidae. The transcript is spliced from 11 exons.